ACGAUUAUGCUCACCAAAUACGACAAGAGUCCAAAGAAUCCGUUCGGUGAAGAAAUUCAACAAAUUUCACUGACACAGACUCGUAUUGGCUCGACUCUUAACGUGAGGAUUGGAUACGAAGGAAGUUAUGAGCCACCGAUAUAUCUGCCAAGAGAUCAGUAUCAUUCGUCAGAACAACUCUCCCUCGUUCGUGGAGGUAAAAUGAGCAGCAUCAACAAUGAAGUUUUCACGUUUUCAAUCACCAGACAGUCCGGCAGUCGAAUAUGGGAUACCUCAAUUGGUGGAAUGUUGUUCGGUAAACAGUACAUUCAGAUUGCGACACUGCUACCAUCCGACAAAAUNUACGGAUUUGGAGAGAACAUCCACGAAACGCUGAAGCACUUCUUCAACAACUACACGACAUGGGGCAUGUUCGCUAGAGAUCAACCACCUAAUUCUAGAGGUCAACCAGUUGGACAAAAUCUUUACGGCGUCCAUCCGUUUUAUCUCGGUCUCGAAGCUGACAACAAAGCCCAUGGAGUUCUGAUAUUGAACAGCAAUGCACAGGAAGUCGUAACCGGAAUGGGACCUCAUCUCAUUUAUCGCACAAUAGGUGGUAUGCUCGACAUCUUCUUCUUCCCCGGUCCGGAGCCAGAGCAGUUGAGCAGCUACAGUUUCAAGAAGCUAAGCGAUCUACAAGAAGCUGUCAAUCGCACGAUUCAGAACAAGAUCCCACUUGAUGUAGUUCAUGCGGACAUCGAUUAUAUGGAUCGUUACCAGGACUUUACCAUUGGAAAGGCAUGGCUUGGUCUGGGUGAAUACGUUCACGAAUUGCACAAAAAAGGAAUGAGCCUCAUUGUAAUUCUCGAUCCUGCCAUCCAGGCGAACAGCACAGCUUUCGAAAAUGCAGUCAAACAGAACGCGAGCUUCAUUGAAUGGCCACGAGGGGAUCUCGUUCAAAAGAGCAUCAAUGAUAUUUAUCCACUGACAAAGGGAACUAAUACAUCUAGGAAUAAGAUGCGAUUUUAUGAUACGAAGAAUUUGUAUGGAUUGUCGGAAUCAGUUGUGUCACAGAAGGCCCUUUUCGACAGCACCAAAAAACGAGGAGUUGUCAUUUCGAGGUCAACUUUCCCGUCGUCUGGUCACUAUGCAGGCCACUGGCUUGGCGACAACACAGGAGCGUGGGAGGAUCUGCGGACGUCAACAAUUGGAGUGCAAGAAUUCAAUCUAUUCGGCAUACCUUACGUUGGAUCCGACAUCUGCGGUUACUUCCCAGGUGUCACAGAAGAGUUGUGUUUGCGGUGGCAACAGUUGGGCGCAUUCCACUCGUUUUCAAGUCUGCACUUCAACGCAUCUUUGAACGGCGGUAGUGUAAUUCGGCCCGUCUUCUUUGAGUUCCCGAAUGACAGUAAUACACACGAUCUUGGAUACCAGUUCAUGUGGGGUCCAGCGAUGAUUGUCAUUCCAGCGUUGUUCCCGGGUGUUACAAAUGUGGAAGGAUAUCUCCCAUUCAAUGCCACAUGGUACUCGCUAAGAGAAGAAGAUUAUGGAGUGAGAACUGCGAAUGGAUAUCAAUCAAUUAGUGCUCGUAAAGAUCAACUACCUCCAGUGUUCCUCAAAGGCGGUCAUAUUGUUCCUCGUCAAAAACCAAACACAACAACUACAGCAUCAAGAAUUAAUCCGUUUGAGCUUGUCAUCGCACUGGGUGCUGACGGUGGUGAGUCAAGAGGCGAACUCUUCUGGGAUGACGGGAAUUCAAUUGUUCCUGACAGUGAUUUCGCCAAACAUCAUUACAUUCACUGGAAUUUCUUCAUGAGUCAUGUGAAUGUCGUCGACUCCACAACGCACUUCAGCAUGUCAACAGAGAUGUUCUCGGUAUCAUAUACAUCUAGUAAUGUAAAUAGGUCCGCCUAA
Molecule: messenger RNA, 1893 nt
Organism: Anisakis simplex (herring worm)
Lineage: Eukaryota; Metazoa; Nematoda; Chromadorea; Rhabditida; Anisakidae
Source: the annotation of a GenBank genome assembly